GUCAGUGCGUUAACAGAAUUAGUUGCGAGAGGAGUUUAACAGCGAUUGUCACUGGGGAUUGGUUUAAACCAGGUUCAACGUAGAGGAUCCUGGACAGCUCAGUGCGUUACCGUCUGUUGCCACGACCAGAUCCUUUCAACCGAGUUUUCGCGGCAAAGUAUCAAAAUUCUUCCACCGAGCAGCAGUAUCCCAUCGAGUACCACAAUGUUUACCAAAGUACUCAUCAUCAGCCUGUUCAUCUGUGCAGCAGUAAUGGGCCAAGAUGCUGAACAAAGAUCACGUGUAUCAGAUGACCAAUUAAACAUCGCUCUCAACGACCUACGUUACUUGAAACGUCAAAUGAAGUGCGCACUUGGUGAGGCGCCCUGCGAUCCCGUGGGUCGCCGUUUGAAAAGUUUGGCACCCCUCGUCCUACGUGGUUCAUGUCCCAAGUGUACUUCUGAGGAGGCCCUACAAAUAAAGAAAGUCAUGUCUCACAUUCAACGUAAAUUUCCCAAGGAGUGGGCUAAGCUUAUCAAACUGUGAGAGAAAAAUAAUCAUCGCCAUUGUCGCCCUCCAAUCCUCAACACAGCUAAAAGGAUAAAUUAAAAUAUCCCAUCAUAAAGUUGGGAUAAAAUUCGAAAUCUAUUGAUAGCACAACGCAAUGUUUUUAUCUUAGUCUCUUAGUCUUGGUCACCGUUACCGCAGAACGUCGUUGCGUUUAUUUUAACGGCAACGUUGCCGAAUAUAUUCUACACCAUUCGGACGCGUUUGGUGGGUUUUCGGCAACGUUGCAUCAAGGACCCUUUCAUUUAACGCGGAAAAAUUCCUCCGUACUUUAGGCAUAAUGGCUUCGCUCUGAGCGGAAAUGAAUUGUCGCUUAUUAAAAAAUUAUGUUAUUUUUUAUGCACGGGCUAAGUUGAGCCGUAAUAGAUUAUUUAGUUCGAUCACUUAAUCAGAUAAAAAUAAAAAUACAAAUUAAAAAAUCCCCCAUUUAGCGACCAACCUAGCACUGAUGCCCAGAAAUAGGAAUUAAGUGGAAAUCCCUUGGAAUUUCUUCAUAUUGUGAUUAAUUUACAACGACGUACUCACUAUGAAAGAAAUUUUAUUGUUUAAAAAUGGUAACGAAUUUGUCGUUUGAUUGCCUUAUCAAUAGGUUAUAAUCUCUGUGAUUCCAGUGAUCAGUUUCGCCUGAGUUCUCCAACGUUUCAAAAAUGAUAAAUAAUCGUUUUAUGUUAAUAUACAUUUAUUGUUCUGUUUGCACACGUAUUAUGUGACUAAUUAAAAAUUUUAUAUUUAUUGCACUAUUGACUGUAUUAAAAUAUUCAAGAAUC
Messenger RNA from Fopius arisanus, 1313 nucleotides. RefSeq names its product putative odorant-binding protein A10. The record is from RefSeq and is a predicted model, not a curated record. NCBI's taxonomy places the organism in Eukaryota, Metazoa, Arthropoda, Insecta, Hymenoptera, Braconidae. The transcript is spliced from 3 exons. Bases 205 to 525 code for a protein of 106 amino acids.